Molecule: messenger RNA, 960 nt
Organism: Insectozyma verbasci
Lineage: Eukaryota; Fungi; Ascomycota; Pichiomycetes; Serinales; Debaryomycetaceae
Source: the annotation of a GenBank genome assembly
AUGUCAAAAAGAGUAUUAAUUACUGAUUUCUUUAGUAAUAAACAGAUUAAAAAACAUAAAAAAGAAGAAGUUGAACUUGAAAUUACAACAAUUGAAUCAAAAGAGAAUACAGUGAUAGAUGAUUGGUCAGAUUUUUGUAAAAAACAUAAUUUUAAUAAACAGGAAUGGUUAGAUUCAUUAUCAACAGAAGAAAAAGAGUUGUUAGACAUCGAAAUCAAAUAUUUACACAUCACAUGGUUAGCUUUCCUUCAUAAAGAACUAACAAAACUGUAUUUUUUAAAUUUGAAAAGAUUUUUAAAUACCCAAUUUUCAUCGAAGACUAUAUUUCCACCAAUUAAUCAAAUUUAUACAUGGUCAAACUUAACUCCAUUACCAAAUAUAAAAUGUUUAAUACUUGGUCAAGAUCCAUAUCAUAAUCUUAAUCAAGCUCAUGGUCUUGCAUUCUCAGUGUUGGAACCUACAAAACCCCCACCAUCACUAGUUAACAUAUACAAAACCAUAAAAAACGAUUUUCCAGAUUUUGAAGUACCUGAUUAUAAACAAUUAGUCAAAAAUGGGACUCCUGGUGGUGGUAAUUUAACUAAAUGGGCUAAGAAUGGAGUAUUAAUGCUAAAUGCUGUGUUAACUGUUGAAGCGCACAAGGCAAAUAGUCAUGCUCAAAAAGGAUGGGAACAAUUUACUGAACAAGUUAUACAAAAAGCAAUUGAGUAUCAUAGUAAUGAUGGAUUUGUAAUUAUGGCAUGGGGAUCUCCUGCCCAAAAAAGGAUACUGAAGUUUAAUAAGAUACUAACUGAAAAUGAUCAUAAAUUUUUAAUACUAAAAACUGUUCAUCCUUCUCCAUUAUCUGCUCAUAAAGGAUUUAUGACUUCAAAAAUAUUUAAAACUUGUAAUGAAUGGUUAAGUGAACAUGAAAAGAAUAAAAUAGAUUGGGGUAUUAUAGAUGGAAAUGAAAUUAAAUAG